Molecule: messenger RNA, 3062 nt
Organism: Pongo pygmaeus (Bornean orangutan)
Lineage: Eukaryota; Metazoa; Chordata; Mammalia; Primates; Hominidae
Gene: UBE2I
Product: ubiquitin conjugating enzyme E2 I
Exons: 8
Coding region: 2029-2505 (158 amino acids)
Source: RefSeq, a predicted model, not a curated record
GGUGGGGGCCGGUGAGCGGGCUUGUUUUCGGUGCCUUAAAACCAAAACAAGUCUAAGUUUUCUUGCGCCUCUGAAGAUGCUCUGCUGGCGUUUGCUGGGGCCCUGAACGUGAGCGCCUCGCUGGAGGGAGAGUUUUAUUCUGUUUUGGGCAUCUCUUUUUAUCGGUUGAAUAGUAGUUGGUUCUGGCAGUUAACGUGCGUAGGAGGAAUGUAAGGGAAUGGUUAGUUGGGCUUGUGAUCGUGGCCUGUAGUCACGCUUGAAUCGCAGAACGAAGUGGUUUUGUUGGUAUAAUUGGAAGUUACGCUUAGUUUCUCUGUUUGCAAAGUGCCUGUCUUUGGGGUGUUCGGUUUGUUUCCUUUUACAGGACCUACCCCAAAUGUUUCUUGCUCUUCAAGAAACGUUGCCUUUGGGUAGAGAACCUAUGCAACGGAAGACGGGACGGAUCCUAAGUUUGCCCUGAUUGCUCAUUCGGAGAGGUCCCUUCCCUAGGCCACUGGGUGGUUGCUGGUGUGCGCUUGUGUGGUGUCUCAGGGUUUGGGGUCUUGCUUCAGAAACAUUCUCGGGGCCUGGGGCAGAUCAGGUGCCGCCAGGUGAGCGUCUCCCGACUGCAGGUGCUUGGGUCUUGCAGAAGGGAAUACCUCCCCAAGCCUGGGAGAGUUUGCAUUUGGGUGCAGGAGGGUCUUUAAAGGCUUCUUGUGCCAGCCUGUCGUGGCGACCACCCGUUGUGGAGAUGAGUGCGGUGGAGUUCUGGGAGGUGAGUGCUUUGCUCACCCUCAGCCAGGAAGUUGCUCUGAAGUCGGUGCUGUCAACCAGCAGAGCAAGGCGGUGAUCCGAGAAGCUAAAGCUCAGCCGGUUGCGGGCGCCCAGCAGGAGGACAGAAGGCAGACUUUCGGGCCGCUCCUGGAGUGCCCGGCCCUGUCUCCGUUGCUGCAGUGUCUGGGCCUUGCCUGGCUCUAGUAGAUGAGAGUUGUUUUUGUCUUUGCAUCAUAAAAGUUUCUUGCUCUGAAGCGUCUAGUAACUACUAGCCGGUUCAGUAAGUGCCUAUCUGUGAAUUUGGAAGGGCAGAUUCGAUUUUCAGCGGGAUUUUGAAUGCUUGGUCUGUGUUGGGAUUACAUUGUUACAGAUUGGCCGCUUUCUCCAGAAGGCCAGUAGGAGGGGGUGCAGGGGGAGGGGCCUGGCUUCUGUCUGGGACAGGGUGGGUGUGCACCUGUGGCUCCUUGCCCUGAUGGUGCAGUGCCUGUGAGACCACCCCGUGGUUCUGAGUGCUUUGGGGCAGGGGACACAGCAGCAGCAGCCAGGCCUUGGCAGGAGGUCUUGCAGGACCACCCCUCACGACUUCUCACACCUGAGACAGUAAUAGCUAGGUGCUGGGACGGGGGCUUCUAGGCGGCUCUGUCCAGUCCUCAGCAGGAGGGCUGCCUGUGGCAGGGUCCCAGGCCUGGCUGGCCUCUCUGCGGCCUGGCCUUGCCUGGCUGUGAGGAUAGCAUUGCCCAUGGUCCUUCAGUGUCCGGAGCACUGGCCUGAGGCUUCAGAGACCUGCCUGAUUCCUGGCCUCGCUCAGACCCCGGGCACCUGGGAGGUCGUGCCUCCUAGAAACGGCCGCUCGCCAGGCCGCUUUGCACCACACCGGGCACAGGCUGCGGCCACUCAGGAAGCCCAUCGUGGGGCUGGGGAAGCGAGAGCUGCUGCCCUGAGGAUCCGUGUUUGGUGAAAAGGAGCCAAAUCCACCUGCAGGGUAGGCGGCUCUAGCAGCCUCAGAAGCCUGGUACCCUGGCGACACUGGACCUGCCUGGGCUUCUUUGAUCCCAACCCCACCCCCGAUUUGUGCUUUGCUGACUCGGGAAGUCAUCGUGCCAGCCAGAACCUGAGUGCGGGCCUCUCAGAGCUCCUUCCUCCGUGGGUCUGCUGGGGACUGGGCCUUGUCUCCCCAACGAGUGCCAGGCCUCUCCUGACCCCGUGCUCUGCCUCCUGUGUUCCAGGCCUCUCCUGACCCCGUGCUCUGCCUCCUGUGUUCCAGGGACUGUGAACAUGUCCGGGAUCGCCCUCAGCAGACUCGCCCAGGAGAGGAAAGCGUGGAGGAAAGACCACCCGUUUGGUUUCGUGGCUGUCCCAACAAAAAAUCCCGAUGGCACGAUGAACCUCAUGAACUGGGAGUGCGCCAUUCCAGGAAAGAAAGGGACUCCGUGGGAAGGAGGCUUGUUUAAACUACGGAUGCUUUUCAAAGAUGAUUAUCCAUCUUCGCCACCAAAAUGUAAAUUCGAACCACCAUUAUUUCACCCGAAUGUGUACCCUUCGGGGACAGUGUGCCUGUCCAUCUUAGAGGAGGACAAGGACUGGAGGCCAGCCAUCACAAUCAAACAGAUCCUAUUAGGAAUACAGGAACUUCUAAAUGAACCAAAUAUCCAAGACCCAGCUCAAGCAGAGGCCUACACGAUUUACUGCCAAAACAGAGUGGAGUACGAGAAAAGGGUCCGAGCACAAGCCAAGAAGUUUGCGCCCUCAUAAGCAGCGACCCUGUGGCAUCGUCAAAAGGAAGGGAUUGGUUUGGCAAGAACUUGUUUACAACAUUUUUGCAAAUCUGAAGUUGCUCCGUACAAUGACUAGUCACCUGGGGGGGUUGGGCGGGCGCCAUCUUCCAUUGCCGCCGCGGGUGCGCGGUCUCGAUUCGCUGAAUUGCCCGUUUCCAUACAGGGUCUCUUCCUUCGGUCUUUUGUAUUUUUGAUUGUUAUGUAAAACUCGCUUUUAUUUUAAUAUUGAUGUCAGUAUUUCAACUGCUGUAAAAUUAUAAACUUUUAUACUUGGGUAAGUCCCCCAGGGGCGAGUUCCUCACUCUGGGAUGCAGGCAUGCUUCUCACCGUGCAGAGCUGCACUUGGCCUCAGCUGGCUGUAUGGAAAUGCACCCUCCCUCCUGCCGCUCCUCUCUAGAACCUUCUAGAACCUGGGCUGUGCUGCUUUUGAGCCUCAGACCCCAGGUCAGCAUCUCGGUUCUGCGCCACUUCCUUUGUGUUUAUAUGGCGUUUUGUCUGUGUUGCUGUUUAGAGUAAAUAAACUGUUUAUAUAAA